Messenger RNA from Cryptomeria japonica (Japanese cedar), 1631 nucleotides. RefSeq names its product magnesium-chelatase subunit ChlI. The transcript is spliced from 3 exons. Gene Ontology annotation, cellular component: chloroplast stroma. Gene Ontology annotation, molecular function: magnesium chelatase activity; ATP binding; ATP hydrolysis activity. Bases 47 to 1381 code for a protein of 444 amino acids. The record is from RefSeq and is a predicted model, not a curated record. Lineage: Eukaryota; Viridiplantae; Streptophyta; Pinopsida; Cupressales; Cupressaceae. Gene Ontology annotation, biological process: chlorophyll biosynthetic process.
CUUUAUUGAGGUUCGAAAUGAUGUGGACAGGGGAGAUUAUGAAUGGAUGAACAAAAAGAUAUGGUCCUCUCUCCAUUUUGUUAAUGCACCCAGAGAGCAAGUCAUGGCAAUGGCAAUCUCAGGAAUAGCGGGACUUUCUGCUGCUUCCAUGGCUGCUGUCAACUACUCAUCUUCAGAAUCUCAACUUCUUGCUCCUGUUGCCCCGCGUUCUGGCCAGUUCUUUGGAAAUAGACUCCGAACGGGUUGCAAAAUGCAACUGCCUAAGAAGAGGUUCAGGAGCACUUUAUGCGUGAACAGUGUUGCGAGUGAAGUUUUAUCGACUAAGCAGGCUACGAAGGCUGUAUCCAAGGACAAUCAGCGACCUGUGUAUCCUUUUGCAGCAAUUGUUGGUCAGGAUGAGAUGAAAUUAUGCCUUUUACUGAAUGUGAUUGACCCAAAAAUUGGAGGGGUUAUGAUAAUGGGUGACCGUGGUACAGGCAAAUCAACCACAGUGAGAUCACUUGUGGACUUGCUUCCAGAAAUUACAGUGGUUUCUGGUGAUCCGUUCAAUUCUGAUCCUUAUGAUCCGGAAUCUAUGAGCGAGGAGGUUCGGCAAAGAGUUGAAAGAGAAGAAGAACUUCCUGUCACAAUGACAAAAAUCUGUAUGGUAGAUUUGCCAUUGGGUGCCACUGAGGAUAGGGUUUGUGGAACUAUUGAUAUUGAGAAGGCACUUACAGAGGGAGUUAAGGCAUUUGAGCCUGGUCUUCUUGCAAAGGCUAACAGGGGAAUUCUGUAUGUUGAUGAGGUUAAUCUUCUUGAUGAUCAUCUAGUAGAUGUACUAUUAGAUUCUGCAGCUUCUGGAUGGAACACCGUGGAGAGAGAAGGGAUUUCAAUCUCCCAUCCCUCUCGUUUUAUUCUCAUUGGUUCUGGAAAUCCAGAGGAAGGUGAGCUUCGUCCGCAACUGUUGGACAGAUUUGGUAUGCAUGCCCAGGUUGGGACAGUAAGAGAUGCGGAGUUAAGGGUCAAGAUUGUGGAGGAGAGAGCAAGUUUUGACAGAGACCAAAAGGCUUUUCGAGAGAAAUAUAAGCAAGAGCAGGAAAAGCUUCAGAGUCAGAUUUAUGAGGCUAGGGAGCGGCUUUCUAGAGUUCAAAUGGAUCAUGGCAUUCGUGUUAAGAUAUCCCAAGUAUGUUCUGAGCUGAAUGUGGAUGGCUUGAGAGGUGAUAUAGUGACUAACAGGGCUGCCAAGGCUUUAGCUGCUCUGAAAGGAAGAGAAGAGGUACGUCCCGAAGAUGUGAAGAUUGUCAUCCCAAAUUGCUUGAGACACCGUCUCCGAAAAGAUCCAUUGGAAUCCAUUGACUCAGGUUUGCUUGUUGAAGAAAAAUUCUACGAGGUAUUUGGAUGAACAGGGAAGACAGCCCUUUGCUGGUUCUGUUCAGCAUGCUGACUCUUUUUAUGAUCAGCCAAGGAUUUGUGUGUGCAAAUGUGUCAACGUGUUAUAGCUUUCUGCUGGUUCAUUGAUCAAUAUUUGCCCAAAUAUCAUUGGUUUGAAAGGUUCCGUAGAUGUUGAACCUAUUUUUUAUGUGAGCCCCCAAAUGUCAAAAACAUAUUUGUGAUUGAUAAUUAUGCUAUUUAAUUUAACUGAAUUUUGUAUA